CCAACCGUAAAAUAGUUCCCUUUGACAGCAACAUUUAAAUUUUGAGCAAAGUGAAAGUGAAGGUGUGAAAAAAUAUCCCGAUGCGAAGCAGUACGUGGAAGAAAGUUACUUCAAUGUGAGACAUGAUUUUUCUUUUGAAGAUGCGUGUAGGAGUGCUCAAGCAAAGAAAGUAUUACCUUCUAAAAGUUCAUCUUCAUUAUCAUCUCCUCGCAUCUCAGCAGCAACUGUUCCGGCAAGAUCUGCCGUAAAGACUACUAAUAGCAACCUGGGUAGGAAAAAAUCUAUCUCUGAAAAUCCUCUUGCACAGUCUGUCCCAAAUUUCUCACCAGACAUGAGAAAAGAGAAUGCAAAACCUUCAUCUACAUCUACUAAAGCAACACGUUUACAUUCUAGAAGUUCUUCUCAUGGCAGAAGCACUAGAGAAGAGGUAUUCAUCAAAGAAGAUAAAUCUCGACGAUCAAAACCUUUAAGAAAAAACUCUGCAAAUGUGGGGGAUUNGAUCUGCCGUAAAGACUACUAAUAGCAACCUGGGUAGGAAAAAAUCUAUCUCUGAAAAUCCUCUUGCACAGUCUGUCCCAAAUUUCUCACCAGACAUGAGAAAAGAGAAUGCAAAACCUUCAUCUACAUCUACUAAAGCAACACGUUUACAUUCUAGAAGUUCUUCUCAUGGCAGAAGCACUAGAGAAGAGGUAUUCAUCAAAGAAGAUAAAUCUCGACGAUCAAAACCUUUAAGAAAAAACUCUGCAAAUGUGGGGGAUUUCAAAGAGGCAGAUUUUUUGAAUUCUGAAGAUGUUGUUCUGACACCAUUAAAGGACCACAAAGAUAGAGUCAAUAAUAAUUAUACAAAGAAGCUGGACUCAAAACCUUUCCAUAAGAAGAGUAAAAGCACAGAUAUUAGUUCAAGAGUCAAUUUUUCGAUGCAGAAAGACUCUAUCGCACCUGAGACCUUCAACAGCGAUGAAGAAGAGUAUGAAGAUGCGAUCUUUGAACCCGAGGAUCCAAUAAUCAAUGCAGUCAGGCAUGAAGGCGAUGAAGAAUUAGAAAAUGUGGGUUUGAGACAGAGUUGUCAAGAAUCUGAGGUUUCAACAGAUUUUGGGUCUGAAAAUGGUGAUCUCGUGAGAUCUUUUGCUCAUAUUGACCCUUAUAUGGUAGCUGAAUUGGCUACUAUUGCUCCAUCUAAACUAAACUCUACUGAACACGUGGAAAAUUCACCAGGAGAAAGUCCAGUGUCUUGGAACUCGCAUUCUUAUCCUCAUGAAUUGCCAGAUAUUGAUGGCUCUGUGGAUUAUUCCUCAGUGGGAAGUCCAACCUCAUGCAGAUCUCAGUCAUUAAGCCAACCAGAGGUUGAUGAUGCUUCUAGAACUAGGAGGAAAAAGUGGGGAAGUGCUCAGAAACCCAUACUGGCUGUUAGUUCUUCCCAGAGUCAGUCAUGCAAGGAUGUGACCCGGGGGUUUAAGAGACUACUAAAAUUUGGAAGGAAACCCCGUGGGAUGGAAAGCUUGGUUGACAAAUUUUCUGCCACUACAUCUGAAGGUGAUGAUGAUACUGAAGAUGGACGAGAUCCUUCCAAUCAUUCAUGUGAUGACUUGAGGAAAUCCAGAAUGGGCUUUUCUCGAGGGCAUCCUUCUGAUGAUAAUUUCAUUGAACACGAGUUUUUAGGCGGAGAAGGUCAAUCCUUGCAGAGUGCUAUUCCAGCCCCUCCUGCUAACUUCAAGCUGACAGAUGAUCAUUUAUCCGGGAGCUCACUAAAAGCUCCGAAGUCAUUUUUUUCAUUGCCAACCUUUCGUAGCAACAAGGGAAGCGACUCCAAGAUUAGAUGAAUUUCUAGGCUCAUGCUUGGGGUACGUUUGUUUUUUCAUAGCAAGUAAUGAUGGUAGAGAUGGAUGUGAUGCCAAUUGGUUGUGAGUAUCCUAUAGUAUUUGUCUACAAUGUGUGAAGCCAUGUUUGCUCUUUGAUAUAUAUAUAUAUAUAUAUAGUAUGUGUCUAUGGGUGUUGAUUUGGGGCACAUAUUUCUGUAUAUUUGUUGAGAAAAGCAAGUUACAUUAGCGGAGAAUAUAUGCAAUUUUGGGGUUAAAAGUAUGGAGUUCAUGUACUAAACAAAAACAUUCAAUUUAAUCAUUGUACUUGAAAGGACCAUGCUACACUUACACCAAAACAUAUACCCCAUUUGUACACCACAAUUUUGUACAAACAUUUUGAUGGUUUACACCGACACAAGUGUUGGUGCAUUAACAAAAAUUUACACGGACACAAAUGUUGGUGCAUUAAAACAAAGUUAGUUUUACACCAACACAAAAUGUUAGUGCAAAACUGCGGGAUACAAAUUGGGGUAUAUAUCUUGGGGUACAAAUAGCAUAAUCCUACUUGAAAUUGUAUCAAUUCUUUGUACUUGAGAUUGUUUUUAAAUACUCAUACGUCUCAUUAUGGGGUUGUG
Molecule: messenger RNA, 2434 nt
Organism: Cuscuta campestris
Lineage: Eukaryota; Viridiplantae; Streptophyta; Magnoliopsida; Solanales; Convolvulaceae
Source: the annotation of a GenBank genome assembly